Molecule: messenger RNA, 1195 nt
Organism: Penaeus vannamei (Pacific white shrimp)
Lineage: Eukaryota; Metazoa; Arthropoda; Malacostraca; Decapoda; Penaeidae
Source: RefSeq, a predicted model, not a curated record
GUGUUGGUCCCGCAACAGAAUGCGCCGGGCCCAUUUCUUUACAUGAAGGGCGAGUGUAAACAUUAGCCGGCCGAGAAAAUAAUGCAGGUGAUUUAAGGGCUUCCCAGGGCGGCCGAGAUAUUUAUAAGACCACUUGUCCUCAUUGGGGGGAGCUGUCGCCGGGCCUUCGUCUGAGGAAUGGGCCGUCCGGGCUGAGGGCGCGGCCGUCUCGAGUGCGAGCCAGCAGCAUGUCGGGCGAGGCGCCGGCCGCCGCCGAGGUCAAGCCCAGCCUCAACUCGGCCUUCAGCACCGUCGUCAGGAAGAACUUCUCCUCGUUCUCCGUGGACUCCAUCCUCGCCUCGGACUCGCGGGGGGCGCGGCCCGAGGACGACCUCAAGGCGUCCCCCACCGAGCCCUCGGACGCCGAAAGCGAGCGCGAGGAUGAGCGGUCGCCCAGCCGCCGCGACGAGGACGACGUCGAGGUCCGCAUGGACUCCGAGGAUGACUUGAAGGAGCACGAUUCCCUCGAGGACUGCGCCUCCGACGGGGGAGCCUUCCGGCCUGCCGCCGUGACUCCCCUCAGGGACGCCCUGUUCCCCUCGCGCGUGGGCGGCCCCCCGCACCACCCGCUGCUCCCCGCGGGCCUCCAGCCGGGCCUGUGGCCGCCCCUGCACCUCCUGCACCACCACCUGGCCCUCAGGGCGUGCGCCGCCAAGUCCUCGGAGCCCCCGCGGUUCCACGGCCCCAUGAAGGUCACGCUCCGGAAGCACAAGCCCAACCGGAAGCCGCGCACGCCCUUCACCACGCAGCAGCUCCUGUCGCUCGAGAAGAAGUUCCGCGAGAAGCAGUACCUGAGCAUCGCCGAGCGCGCCGAGUUCUCCGCCUCGCUCAGCCUGACGGAGACGCAGGUCAAGAUCUGGUUCCAGAACCGCCGCGCCAAGGAGAAGAGGCUGAAGGAGGCCGAGAUCGAGAGGCUGCGGUUCGACUCGCGCCCGACUCUGGUCCAGAACCCCCUCCUGCCGCCCGCGUCCCUCCUGCCGCAGUUCCUCCUGUCGAGUUCCUUCUCCCACCUGACGCAGGGUCUUCGGCCGCCCUUGCCUGGCUUCGGCCCGACGCCCUCCGACAGCUAGCGGCCUCGACCUCGUCUCUCCGGGGGAAGUGGCUGCGGUUUUAUUUAUUUCGUCCCUUUUACAGCUUUUCCAUUAUUCGUUUUUUC